AUGUCACUGCGAUCCCCUCGGGGCAAUUCGCCCAUGCGUUCUCCAGAUCGCAACCCGGCAAGAUCACCUCGAGGAGAUCACCGACCACGAAGCGUUACACGAAGCCCAACACCAGACCGUCAACGACGCACCAAGAGCAAAAGUCGAUCCGUAUCGCGAGGGCGAUCCCCUUCGCGCUCUCGCAGUCCUAGCAGAGGGGGUAGACGGUACAGGAGCGCAAGUUACAGUCGCUCUCCUAGCCCAAAUCAAAGUCCUCCACAGAGCGCAAAGAUUGUGGUUGAGAAAUUGACCAAGAACGUCACGGAGAAACAUCUUCGCGAAAUAUUCGGCAGCUUUGGAGAUAUCGAGUACCUCGACCUACCGAUGAACAGAUCCUUUAUGACCAACCGUGGCACCGCCUACAUCCUGUACUACGACCCGGCCGACGCCGAGGCAGCCAUUGCCCACAUGCACGAGGCUCAACUUGAUGGCGCUAUCCUGAACGUUUCAAUCGUGCUGCCUCGUCGAACAUUCUCUCGCUCCCCACCACCGGUAUCGAACAGAGGGGCUGGCGGGCGCUCUCGCUUUGGCAAAAGGCCACACGGAGACUCACCUCCUAGGAGACAUGGACGUCCGCGGCCUGGGGAAAGGCGCGACACAUACCGCCCCCCCUCUCUGUCGCGAUCACGAUCACCGGUACGAUCGCGGUCUUAUUCUCGGUCUCGUUCCCCUCCUCGACGGGGCAGCCGUCGCCCUGAGAGCCCGCGACAGCGCCGGCGGCGGAGCCCCAGCUACAGUAGCUACGGAUACAGCAGCCGCAGUGACAGGAGUCGAAGUCCAGUGAGGAGCCGCAGUCGGAACCGACACUAG
Penicillium daleae is the source of this 849-nucleotide messenger RNA. RefSeq names its product RNA-binding protein with serine-rich domain 1. Gene Ontology annotation, biological process: mRNA splicing, via spliceosome. The record is from RefSeq and is a predicted model, not a curated record. Gene Ontology annotation, cellular component: ASAP complex; cytoplasm; nucleoplasm. NCBI's taxonomy places the organism in Eukaryota, Fungi, Ascomycota, Eurotiomycetes, Eurotiales, Aspergillaceae. The coding region runs from base 1 to 849 and encodes 282 amino acids. The transcript has 3 exons. Gene Ontology annotation, molecular function: RNA binding.